This is a messenger RNA of Dermacentor andersoni, 1624 nucleotides long. Its product is annotated as iripin-2-like. NCBI's taxonomy places the organism in Eukaryota, Metazoa, Arthropoda, Arachnida, Ixodida, Ixodidae. Gene Ontology annotation, molecular function: serine-type endopeptidase inhibitor activity. The record is from RefSeq and is a predicted model, not a curated record.
GCGUUCGCCAGUGAAGCACCUCGCAUCGCUCGAAAGCACAGGCGCUUUCAAUGAUGGCCUCAGUCGUUGCCGCAGUCCUGCUGUGCGGAGCAUUCCUAGCGCCAACCUGCGCACAAGAUGCCGAACUUCGGCACGCUCGGGCCAACAACGGUUUCGGCGUUGCGCUCUUCAAGGAACUCUGUUCAAAGACGGCGGACCAGAACGUUUUCUUUUCGCCCGCGAGCGUCAGCAUCGCCUUGGGAAUGCUCUACGCCGGAGCUGGGGGCGAUACCCUCGAGGAGUUGUCUUCCGUACUGGGACUUGCGAACGCCGGGCUAGUCGACCGAGAUGCCGUACUAACGACGUACAAGUCGCUCCUCGAGAGGAAGCCCGCAAACGCUACACUGGACAUAGCCAACACGGUCCUCAUCCAGAAGGACUUCGAGAUCCUGGACCAGUACAGAAGUGACGUGGUCAAGUACUUCCAAGCAGAGGUGAGGUCGGUGGACUUCGUUCGGGAUGGCUCCAGUGCGACGGCCGAAAUUAACGAAUGGGUGAAAGAGAAGACCGAGGGAAAGAUCCCGAAGCUCCUGGACGAGGCUCUGCCGAUGAACACCGCCGCGUUUCUCAUCAACGCCGUCUACUUCAAGGGGACGUGGGUGACCAAGUUCCGAGCGCGGGACACCAAGCCGCUACCUUUCUACAACCACGGUCGAGACGAGGUGAAAGUGGCCACCAUGUCGAUUCGUCGGCGAUUCGGCUACGCCGUGGUGGACGAACUGGAGGCGAGGGCCUUGGAAGUCCCUUACGCGGGAGACAGGUUCAGCAUGGUCAUCGUGCUUCCGAAGAGCAGGACCGGGCUGCGGACGGUCGAAGCCCGCCUGACAACCGGCUUGGUGGACAAGAUCGUGAAUCACCUGACACGGGGAGACGUCCAGCUGUGGCUGCCAAAGUUCGAGCUGCGUACCGACUACGACCUCGUGAAGCCGCUCCGUCGGCUGGGGCUCGAAAGCGCCUUUGGCGAUGGUGCGGACUUCUCGGGCAUCAGCGGCAGGAGCGACCUGGCGGUGUCCGACGUCAAGCACAAGGCCAUGGUGGAAGUUGGCGAGGAAGGCACUGUGGCUGCUGCCGUCACGUCGGUCCGUAUGAGGUGGAAGACAACAAGCGUUGGACGCCUGCCUCCCAUUGCGUUCCGCGUCGAGCACCCGUUCGCGUUCUUCAUUUGGGACAAAGUGAGCAUGCAGGCGCUUUUCAUGGGGGCAGUUAGGAGUCUCAACUGAUCCGUCGCUACGUUUACGCGUAACAAAGUGCCUCAAACGUUCCCCACGAGUGUGUGAGCAAUUUGCAAACUUGAGUUAGUACAUCGUAAUUGUACCGCGAGACAUUCGCUUCGACGUCGUCGCUCGAAUUCCACGCGUUGCGUUGGGACUUCAAAUGCAAUCGACCAAUAAAACAUUUUCUGCGGAUAGAGAAUUGAGUUCCCGUCUUUUAUCAUUAAGGUUAUGUAACCUGAACUCAACCGGACGUAACUAAGGACAAGUGCAGGUUGGCAACUGCCGCCUGAAGGGGCACAACAAACUCCUUGUUUUUUCUCCUCUUGUUCGUUUCAUUUAUUGAGCUUCAAAUGUAUACGCAGUUAAUUCGC